Messenger RNA from Puccinia graminis f. sp. tritici CRL 75-36-700-3, 3059 nucleotides. RefSeq lists its product as uncharacterized. Gene Ontology annotation, molecular function: nucleic acid binding; zinc ion binding; ubiquitin protein ligase activity. The record is from RefSeq and is a predicted model, not a curated record. Gene Ontology annotation, cellular component: nucleus. Gene Ontology annotation, biological process: protein ubiquitination; ubiquitin-dependent protein catabolic process; mRNA processing. The coding region runs from base 385 to 3033 and encodes 882 amino acids. The transcript is spliced from 7 exons. NCBI's taxonomy places the organism in Eukaryota, Fungi, Basidiomycota, Pucciniomycetes, Pucciniales, Pucciniaceae.
GCCCAUUCUGUUAUUCUCUACCCAACCACAGUCUCAGCUCAGUCUGUCCUGCAUCCAGUUGACUCGCCCCCUCCGCUUGCUCUCUCCCUCCUUUCUCCUGUUGACCGUCUUCCUCAUCCACUUCCUCCAUCCAUCCAUCCACUCUCUUCUCAACCAAUUCGUAAGAAUAGUCAACCAGCACAAGCACCAAUCACACACUACAAGUCAACCAACUAUUCAUCCGAAGCUGACCGAUCAACGAGCUGUCUGGCGUACUAUCCGCCCCACUGUGAUCAUCAAGAUUGUCAUAUAGCUCAAACUGUACACUCACCAGAAGCACUAAUACUAGCACUCAUUCCAAGCUUGAAAUCCAAACUCAAUUGAAAAUAAACCCAGGAAAAAGUCAUGUCUGGUCACGUCUACUAUCGCUUCAAGUCUCAGAAAGAGUUCCAGAGAAUCAUCUUCGAGGGAAUCGGAAUCUCCGUAUGGGACCUGAAACGCGAAAUCAUCCAAGAGAGUAAAAUGGGAAAGGGCACCGACUUCGACUUUGCUAUCUACAACGCUGACACCGACGAAGAGUACGCCAAUGACCAUGCAAUCAUUCCACGCUCGAGCUCAGUCAUCGCCCGUCGCUUACCACCCAAAAGACCCGGACACGGCAACGCGCAGCAGUAUGUUGGGGUUAAUUUGACUGGCUCCAACAGUCGUACCAAUCCGCCUCUGACUGCUCAUGUAGAUUGGCGAGGGGGAGGGGCGAUCUCAAAAGAUUUCAGAAAUCGAGUCCAGAGCCCUUCCAACACUCCCCCAACGAGCACUGUUACACCCGUCUUGACUGGCGGUGAACGCGACUCGGAAGCAGAGAGCAUGGCUGCUAUGUUUGCUGCACAGGACCAGCAGUGGCAAAAGACGCAAGAAACGAUGGCUACUGCAACUCGAGUAGGCAGGAAUAUGAGCUUCCGUGAUCGUGGCGGUGGCCAGCAUCGGCUCAACAAAGCUAGAGAGAAUGGUAGUCAUAAUGGACCUAGUGGACCGGGAUCAUCUACCAAUCCAAAUUCUGCCACUAGCAACAUCAAUAGCCAUAAUGGUCAAGGCCAGCUUCACUCUCAAGCUCCCCCUCCUCAAGGCUAUAUCUGCUACCGAUGCGGGCAGAAAGGACACUGGAUCCAAGCAUGUCCAACCAACGAUAAUCCGGAUUUCGAGGGUCGUCCAAGGAUUAAACGCACCACUGGGAUCCCGAAAAGCUUUUUGCAGAAAGUCGAAAGUGGCAAGCCGGUCGAUGGCCAAAACGUCAUGGUCACUUCUGACGGUAGCUUCGUUAUCGCCAAACCUGACAAUGCGACGUGGAAACAGCAUAAAUCGGUUGUCGUCAAGAACCUUUCGGCAGCAGAUAUUGAAAAUCAAAGACCGUCAGAUCCAGACUUAGUAUGUUCAAUAUGUUCGAAGUUAUUAAAGAAUUCAGUGAAGAUGAUCUGUUGUAGUUCAAGUUUUUGUGAAAGUUGUAUCAGUAAUUAUUUAAAGUCACAUUCUUCAGUUUGUCCGGAGUGUGAGACCAAAGUAUCUUUCAACCCAGCUUCUUCUUCAUCAUCCUCAUCCACCAAUCCUCCUAAUAACAAUAAAGCUUUUAUAAUCGAUGACGAGCGAAGGAAACGAAGUGAUGAUUAUAUUCAAGAGAUCCUAAAAAUUAGUCAAGCUGCUCAAUUGGAACAAGUCAAAUCGAACGAGGAUCAAACAGCCGCUGAGACUGCUUCGAAAUCUGGACCGGAAGCUCAAGAAACUCCAUCCGAUUCCAAACAAGAAGAUGAACCCGAUCAUCAAGCUACGAAGCCCGAAGAGACCUCUCCCUCAGAUCCCGCCACUGCUGGCACUCCUCAAGUCGCUCAACCGAAGGAUGAUUCCAAAGCGACAUCGGCCGAGAAAUCGGACCAAUCCAAUGCUAAUCCAUCUAGUGGUAAAGAGGCUCCACAAGUCACCAUUUCUACUGAAGUCGCCAAGCUAUCACCUACUGAAGCCAAGAACACACGAUCGGCCGGACCAGGAUCAGCAGGCGCAUCUCACACCCCCAACAUGAUGAAUGGGAUGAUGGAGUUCGGGAACAAGGAGUUUGGAAGGUUUGGACUGGGACCUGGGAUGGCACUCAACGGGGCUGGUGGAAACAUGCCGAUGAUGCACGGGAUGGGGAUGAAUGGGAUGGGGAUGGGCUACAUGGGUAACGGGAUGAUGAUGGGGAAGAUGAUGGAGCCGAUGAUGAUGAAUGGGAUGGGUGGCGCGGGGCAUAACGUGGUGAUGAACUCGAAUCAGAUCGGCUUCGGGGGCCCGAUGCAUGCUGGGAACGGGAUGGCGAUGGAGCUCGGCAACGGGGCCGGACCGGAGGCGAUGCUGGGCGUGCAACUGAACCAGGUGAUGAUGAUGCUCCAGAACCCUCAACUGAGCGAGCCGAUCCGGAUGCAACUCCUCAUGCAGCAACAGAACCUCCAACAGCAGCUGGCGAUGGUCCAACAAAUGGGCGCGGGAGUCGGGCCGGUCAACCACAUGAUGGAUCACGGCAUGAUGAACAACAUGCAUAUGGCCGCCGGGAACGGGAUGCUGAUGAACCAUCCUUUCGGCAACUCGCUCGGAGUCCACCAUCGCCAGCAACAGCAAGACUUCAACCAGAACACCUCCUUCGGCCCGUUUGGGAUGGCUAACUUUGGUGGAGCCCAUCCGCUCGGUUUCCCCUCGAACGGACUCCACGGCCACCAUCCGAACCAAGUCGGCGGAGGCUUAGGGAUGAAACAAGUCAACCAGAUCCCCCAAUUCAACCAACAUCAAAAACAUCCCCAUCCGAACUUGUCUUCGAACUUUCAAAGACCAGUCGGGAAUCACCAUAAUCAUUUGAACGCUUACAACCGUAGACCGCCUCAUCAUCUCAAUAACCCCCAGACCCCUCAUCCUCUUAACCAGCCCAAUCAACAUCUUGCCGCUCAUUCUAACUCUCAUCGCGAUAAUCCGAAGCGUAAACGGCCCGAAGACUUGAUCGAACUCGAGAGCGGUGAAAAAGUACCCCGAUAUAUGUGAUCACUUCCUCCCCCCUCCUUUUUUUU